GGUUUCAUUCCAUAAAAGACCGGGAUUUUUUAACCACGUGAGUAAUUAUCAGCUUCUAAAAUAGUCCUACUGAAUGAGGCAGAGACAAGAAGUUUAUUGAAGCAGUCGCAACAAUGAAAACGGGAACAAUUUUUACGCUACGCUGUUAGAUUGUUUGUUCUAGGUUUCCAUGGUUUUGUAGGUUCAGAAUACGAAGAGAAGUGAAUAUGGCUGGCAACAAGCGAUUUAUUAAAAGGAAGAAAGAUUCUGACAAUCAUGAAUCUCCGAAUGACAAAGGCUGCGGCUGUUGGCCACGUUCCUUCUGGAAAUUGUGCCGCGGUGCCCGGACUUCCAGUAAAGUAAAAAAAAAAAACAGAUCUGGGGCAUCCAACAGCAACAAGGAUUCAAUCCCUAAACUUGUAGGCCACGGCAUUAGCUCAGCACAAACCAAACGUAAAGAAAAGGGACGACCAACUCCCAAAGGAAAAAGACGAUUAAGCAACGAUUGUUUCAGAACAUAUACCAUCAUGACUAAGAAGAUAGAAGACGAACUGCAAACUGUUAGAUUAGCGAAUUCUCGAUUCAAGAAGGCUACAGGUCCUCAGUCAGACAUGAAGCCACCUACUGAGUCCAUAAGGUCACCAAAAACAACAACUAAGAAAGAGAGACGACUGACCUUAAACGAGACGAGACAUUUAAACGAGGAGCUGUUCAGAACAUACACCAUCGCUACUGAGGAUAUAAAAGAGGCACUGCAUAUUACAGGAUCAAAAAAAUCUCCUUUAAAGAAGGCUACAGGUCCUCAGUCAGAUAAAAAACCCAGGAAAGUCCGUAUCUAAUCUUUGAGGCACGCACGCAAAGCGCAAACCUACAACAGAAAAGGUAGGCUAAGUGAAUGCCUCUGAUUUGCCCCUAAACUUCCAAGCCAGGAUAUUACCUCAGCAUAAUCUACACCUAGGGAAGGAAGACAACUGACUCCCAAGCAGAAAAGACAAUUAAACAAGGAGCUUUCAAAACAUACAGCAUCACUACUAAGAAGGUAAACUACGCACUGUAAAUUGUUGGAUUAGCAGAUUUCUGGGUAUUUUGAAACUCUAGUUUCUUAUUGAUUGGCGUUUUAUCUAACUCUUACAUACAUUAUCAUGUGCAAGGGAUCCCGGACUUACUAUAACCUUGGAGAUGCGUGAAAUUAUUAAGGCAGCUAGAGUAUACAUACUUCUUUUGCCAGUUAGAUAUGUUAGAUAACGUAAUUUAUCUGUCGGAGGAUUUACCUGUAUAUAGAUUAUUUGGGUAUUAAACUGAAUUCUGUUGUGCACUUAAUUACGUAUUAGACUGUAUCUUAAGCACCUAUCCUAUUUAAUUAGAGUGGACUAGGUGGAAGUAGUUAUCGGUGGAAUACGUUAUUUUAACUCAGUUGAGUUCCACAUACUUCACUAUACUUCUUAAAACACAGUCCAUUACGUAGGUAAAUGUACAACAGAAUUCAGUUUAAUAACCAACCAACCAAAAAGCUAACUAAGGGCGGAGUCCUGCGCAAGCGCAAGCAUCGUCUCUUCCUAGGUGACACCAUUCCUGCGUACGAGGCAUAUUGCUGGAAAUGGUACACGGUCUUAAACUAAAAACGGAAAUUUUGCUAACGCUAACAGGGUUUCAGUUUAAUACCCAAACAAUCUUCUUCUUAUACCCAGUUCUCUGCUACGUAGAGCAUAUUGGUCGCCUUGCGAAGGUUUCUAAUCUAUUUUUAGACGUUUGGUAGGGAAUCCUUGGACGAGUAAUCAUACCAUCGCAAGGCCUCUGCCAAAAACAUGUCUGAGAAAUGGCCGCUGAAUUUUGCUUACGAAUCAUAUCUUUCAUGCUCGUAAGGUUUCUUUACAUGCCGUAAAUCUACGACAUGGAACCGCCGGCUUUACUUCCCCUACGAAGGAAGUAGUGUUACGGAUUUUUUUCACCCUUAAAAAAUCCAUCGAUCUCGGCCGGGAUGAACACGCAAAUCUUGGGUCCAGUGGCAAGCACGAUACCAUCGAGGGCAACACCCAAAUAAUACAGGAUGAGUCAAAAGUAUGUUUACAAACUUUAUUUGCUUGUUCCAGGAUCAAAAAUAAGAAAAAAAAUCCUAUGAACCUUGAGUCCAAAGUGUUACAUUUUCGAAAUAAUAGCCAAAAGUAAGUUUCAAUAAAUUACUUUAUGUCAAAGUGAAUCCAGCUUCCAGCAAAGAUUUUCAAUUAACGUUUGGACAGGAAUUGUUGGCGACAUACUUGGUCCACACAUGCUUCCAUCGCGUCUAAGAGGACCUUCAUAUCGGCGAUUCUUAAGAAGACACUUGCCACAUCUCCUUGAAGUUGUACCACUAAAUAUAAGAAGAAAAAUGUGGUUUAUGCACAACGGAGCCCCAGCACACUUCUCCCUUCGCGUCAGAUAUUAUGUCAAUGAACAGUACCCUCAGCGAUGGAUUGGACGCAUGGUCACCGAGGUCACCGGACCUGAAACCAUUGGACUUCUAUCUGUGGGUCACUGGAAGUCCGUCGUCUGUGCAACACCCAUAAAAUAAAGAAGACCUAUGGGAACGUGCGCGGAAUGUAUGCCAGAUGAUUCGAGGAAACCCUGGUGUGUAUGAACGAAUCCGUCAGUCUUGUGUAUGUCGUGCUCGGGCAUGAGUGGAGAACGGAGGAGCAACCUUUGAGCAUAUGUUAUAAAGAAACAUCCCUGUCCUUAUACUCGGCAAUAAGGGCAUAUAUUUAAACUUAUUUGUGGCUAUUAUUUUCAAAAAGAUGUAUUUGUGAACACAUGUUUAUAGGAUUUUUUUUUUUGAUCCAGCAACACGCACACAAAGUUUGUAAACAUAUUUUUGAAUUAUCCUGUAUAUUCACAGAUAAAUACCCCAACAGGUAAAUCACGUCAUCUAAUGCACUAUCAUACUUAACCAAAAGUCCUACUGGCACGUAUCGUCAUCGGUACAUUCAACCUGGGAUCCCUUCAACAUGAUACUGUAAGUAAGAAUUAGAUAAAACGCCAAUCAAUUAGAACCUACACUUUAAACCCCCCCCCCCCCCAACAAAAACCUAUACUGAUGUAAUACACUCAUCUACGCCACUUCUAUAAUUCCAAUCUCUGCUGAUUUAUUAUACAAAAAUUAAUUCAAUAAAAGUGCAACAAGAAAGCUUAA
Zootermopsis nevadensis is the source of this 3142-nucleotide messenger RNA. RefSeq lists its product as uncharacterized. The record is from RefSeq and is a predicted model, not a curated record. NCBI's taxonomy places the organism in Eukaryota, Metazoa, Arthropoda, Insecta, Blattodea, Termopsidae.